Messenger RNA from Lactuca sativa (garden lettuce), 1525 nucleotides. Its product is annotated as alpha/beta hydrolase domain-containing protein VTE7. NCBI's taxonomy places the organism in Eukaryota, Viridiplantae, Streptophyta, Magnoliopsida, Asterales, Asteraceae. The record is from RefSeq and is a predicted model, not a curated record. Gene Ontology annotation, molecular function: catalytic activity.
UAAAUAAACCACCCCCACCUCUACCUUAUGCUAUUGUUUGCUAUUUCAACAAGCUAAAAAUGGAGAAGAAGCACAAACGGCUGAACGAGUAAUGAAUAACUUGUGCGUGAGGCGUGGCAGUGGCAGGAUACUCCUCCCGAGAUAGAACAUGGUGGACCAGAAGGUCUAAAAUCUUUGACGUCUGUACUCCCAUAGACAAUUAAACUACCUUCUACAAGUACCAUACAACCCCACCAUCCUCUUGAACGCUCUCAAUCUCCUCCUUCCUCCGCUUCCUCCGCCUUCCGCCUAUCAACUGGUCACUGGCGUGCACUAAAUCAUGUUCAUCGCCACCACCAUUUCCGCUUCUUUCUCACCAAUGGGGAUAGCAAAAACCCCUAAUUGCCGCACAUCGCCGGUUGUUGGAGUAUGGGCGGAGGUUUUCCCUCCGUUUCUGCCCAAAGAAAUGGAGAAGAUUAAGGAUCCGUUUGCUCGAAGAUUAGCUUCAAGGAUUGAGAGACUGCCUGUGGAGCUUAGCAUCUCAAAUACUUGUGUUAUGAGUAGUUGUGUGAAGCCAAAGAUAAAGGACACAACCAAUCCCCUUGUUCUACUUCAUGGGUUUGACAGUUCUUGUUUAGAAUGGAGAUACACACUGCCACUUCUUGAGCAGGCUGGAUUUGAGACAUGGGCAGUUGAUAUUCUGGGAUGGGGUUUCUCUAACUUGGAAAAGCUUCCACUAUGUAAUGUAGAAUCCAAGCGGGAUCACCUCUAUCAGUUUUGGAAAUCCUACAUUGGGAAGCCUAUGUUGCUAGUGGGACCGAGUCUUGGGGCAGCAGUUGCAAUUGACUUUGCAGUCAACCAUCCAGAAGCUGUUGAUAAGCUGAUUUUGCUUGAUGCAAGUGUUUAUGCAGAAGGCACUGGAAGCCUCUCUAGGUUACCCAAAUUUGUAGCUUAUGCUGGUGUCUCUGUGUUAAAGAGCCUCCCAUUGCGUCUUUAUGCAACUAGUUUGACUUUCAAUUCUCUUCCAUUCAACACAUGCUUAGAUUGGACUCGUAUUGGGCGCUUACAUUGUCUAUUACCUUGGUGGGAAGACGCUACUGUUGACUUCAUGAACAGUGGGGGCUACAAUGUCACUUCCCAAAUCAAUCAGGUUCUGAAUAAAACACUUAUAAUAUGGGGUGAAGAUGAUCAAAUCAUUGACAGCAAACUCGCAGUGCAAUUACAUUGUGAGCUUCCAAAUGCUAUAAUUCGCCAAAUUCCAAAAUGUGGUCAUCUCCCACAUGUUGAGAAACCGGAUGAUGUGGCAAAUUUGAUUAAAGAUUUCAUUGAGACGAAAAAUGUUCCAGUGUUAUUGAAGAAGGAAGAGAAGAAGGUAUUGGUUCCUCAGUUUGAAUAGAUUUAUAUAAGUUGAAACUUUUUCAAGUGUGUGUGUGUGUGUUAGGAUUUGUUUAUCUCGUAGAGAUUUGGGAUUUUGUAAAUAAGAAACAUAGGUUUCCUGUGUUUUAAUUAUUCAUUAGAUGUUUAAAGUUGUGGUUGAUUGUUUGAA